Messenger RNA from Lycium ferocissimum, 1828 nucleotides. Its product is annotated as anthocyanidin 3-O-glucosyltransferase 2-like. The transcript has a single exon. Lineage: Eukaryota; Viridiplantae; Streptophyta; Magnoliopsida; Solanales; Solanaceae. The coding region runs from base 114 to 1556 and encodes 480 amino acids. Gene Ontology annotation, molecular function: UDP-glycosyltransferase activity. The record is from RefSeq and is a predicted model, not a curated record.
AAAAUUUAAGAGAACGACCUUAUCCCACGCGUUUCCUUUUAUUCCUCACAACUUGUAAUAAUAGUUCGAACACAAAAUUCACAACUCCCUCGUACUCCUCCUAACACAGAGCUAUGGAGACAAAAGCAGAACUAGUUUUCAUUCCAUCACCGGGAUUGGGUCACGUUGCAUCCGCUGUCGAAAUAUCCAAGCUCAUUCUCGACACAGAUGAACGUCUUUGUAUUUCUCUCCUCAUUAUGAAACAUCCCGCUGAUUUCGGGGUUCAACCUUAUCUCCAAUCACUCCCUUCUCAUCCCCGUUUGCAUUUCGUCGAUAUUUCAAUAGACCCGAAAAUAGCUACUGAACUCUUGUCUAACAAGGAUAGGUUCUUGUAUGAUUUCAUUGAUGGUCAUAAAUCAAAGGUAAGUGAAUUUGUUCGUAACAACAUUACUAGUACUACUCGACUUGCUGGCUUUGUUCUUGACAUGUUUUGCAUAUCCAUGAUUGACGUAGCUAAUGAGUUUGGUGUUCCUAGUUACAUUUUCUUUACUUCCGGUACUGCUUUUCUUGCAUUGUCCCUUCAUUUUGAAGCUCUGAGGAAUGACGAAGACGCUACCUCCAAGUAUGACUAUUCUGAGUCUAAUGAGGAGUUGUCCAUUCUUGGUUUUAAAAAUCCGUAUCCUGCUAAAAUUUUGCCUAGGCCAGCUAAAUCUGUUACGCCUAGCUCGAUUUUGUACUUCGAGGGCAUUCGUCGUUUCAAAGAGACGAAAGGUAUCAUAAUCAAUACCUUUGCUGAGCUUGAACCUUUUGCUCUUCAGUCACUAAAAGAUGCUAAAAUUGCUCCUCCAAUUUACCCGAUUCGUCCUGUAGUCAGUUCAGAUGACGGUAACAAAAAAGAGGAAACAGAAAAUAUCGUGAAGUGGUUGGAUGAGCAGCCAAAUUCAUCUGUGAUUUUCUUGUGCUUUGGAACCUUGGGAAGUUUUGAACCUGAUCAGGUAAAAGAAAUAGCAAUUGCAUUAGAGCGGAGUGGCCACCGGUUUUUGUGGUCCUUAAGGCGGCCUCCACCAAAGGGGAAAGUAGAGAUGCCAAGCAAUUAUGACAACUCCGAGGAAAUACUGCCAGAAGGGUUCUUGGAUAGGACAAAAGGAGUUGGGAAAGUGGUAGGAUGGACCCCGCAAGUGACUGUACUUUCACAUCCUGCGGUGGGAGGAUUCGUGUCACAUUGUGGAUGGAAUUCGACAGUGGAGAGUGUGUGUUGUGGGGUGCCAAUUGCUGCUUGGCCCUUGUAUGCUGAACAACAGAUGAACGCGUUUUUGUUGGUUAAAGAAUUGGGAUUGGCAGUGGAGAUUCGGAUGGAUUAUGUUAAGGACUUCGAGGGGAAAAAUCCGGUUAAUAUUGUUAGUGCUGAGGAAAUUGAAGGCGCGAUAAGGAAGCUUAUGGUGGACAGUGAAGAGAAUGAAGUGAGGAAAAGGAUGAAGGAAAUGCAAGAGAAGAGCAACAUAGCUAUGGAAGAAGGCGGAUCAUCUUAUACCUCUUUACGACUUCUAAUUGAGGAUUUCAUCAGCAACAUUUCCUGAAGAUUCUCGAUCUCCAAGUGUCAAUAGGAUUGGGAGUAUUUCUGAACAAAGCUUUUAAAUGCAUUAUCAAAGGCACAAAAAUGUUAAGCUUCUCCGCGAAUGUGCCAUCUUACAUGAUAGUACCCAAGACUGUAACAAGAAAAAUUUGACCCCAUUACUUAUGUUGGUAAUUAUUGCAUAAUUAUAGUGUGCUUAAUGUCAAAGUUUGAAUUGGCAGUUCAUGCCUUCAAAUUCUGGAUAACAAAUUUUUUAUAGUAAGGGAGGAUUAAAUC